UCUCUAAUCGCUCUCGCGAUACUUUGAUGUCGUACACAGAAGCGCUGCACACUUUUACUUUCGUUUCGUAGAUUUGGCUUGCUUUUCGUUCCAUUGAAUUAAUUUUCUUUCUUUUUUCCAGACGAAGAGUGAUGAAAAUGAAUUCUAUACUUUUGUGGAAGUUGUGUGUUUUGGUCGUGCUUAUUGGUGUUUAUGUUGUUGGUGUAGAUGAAGUGUUUGUGAUGGAGGGAGAUCCAGUCACUCUAGACACUGAUGUUACAACAAACCAACAAGAAGAUAUUAAAUGGUAUUUCAACAGCACUCGCAUCGCACAUAUCAAUGUAGUUCUCCAUUAUAUCUGUACAGAUGUUCAGUGUAAUAAAGGUACUGAGAGAUUCAGAGACAGACUGAAGCUGGAUCAUCAGACUGGAUCUCUGACCAUCACAAACACCAGAACCACAGACUCUGGACUCUAUCAUCUAGAGAUCAUCAACAGUGGCAGUGACUCUGAAAAGAUCUUCAAUGUUACUGUUCAUGGUGUUUCUGCUGCCGAACGAGAUGAAAUGAAGGGAAAGUCAGUGAAGGAGGAAGAAUCUGAUUCAGGUCCGUCUACAGCUGCUGUAGCAGGAAUAUGUGUUGGUGCUGUUAUGUUGUUCGUGGCUGCAGCUGCUGGUGGUGUGAUUUACUAUCGCAAGCAUCCUCAAGCAGGGGAAUAUGGAACAGGAAUCAGGAAGCAGCACAGUAAUCAGGAGAAUGGUGUUACGUACACCUCCGUUAAUCUUGCUGACAAUGGAUCGGAGCCUGCUGCUUCUGAGCUGUCCCAUAAUGGAAAUGUGAACACCAGUGAGACAUCAGGAUGAUGUUGAGUUAAAGGGGUCAUAUGAUGCUGCUAAAAAUAACAUUAUUUUGUG
This is a messenger RNA of Sinocyclocheilus anshuiensis, 890 nucleotides long. It is a transcript of the gene ceacam3, whose product is annotated as CEA cell adhesion molecule 3. The coding region runs from base 132 to 839 and encodes 235 amino acids. Lineage: Eukaryota; Metazoa; Chordata; Actinopteri; Cypriniformes; Cyprinidae. The transcript has 6 exons. The record is from RefSeq and is a predicted model, not a curated record.